This is a messenger RNA of Verticillium dahliae VdLs.17, 855 nucleotides long. Its product is annotated as S-formylglutathione hydrolase. Lineage: Eukaryota; Fungi; Ascomycota; Sordariomycetes; Glomerellales; Plectosphaerellaceae. Gene Ontology annotation, biological process: formaldehyde catabolic process. The coding region runs from base 1 to 855 and encodes 284 amino acids. The record is from RefSeq and is a predicted model, not a curated record. Gene Ontology annotation, cellular component: cytosol. Gene Ontology annotation, molecular function: S-formylglutathione hydrolase activity. The transcript is spliced from 3 exons.
AUGGCAUUCACCACCAAGGCGACCAUCGCCUCCUUCGGCGGCCAGCUCCUCAAGCUCUCCCACGCCUCGAGCACCACAAAGACCGACAUGGCCUUGAACCUCUACCUGCCGCCCUCGUCCGCCAAGUCGCCCGUCCCGCUGCUCAUCUACCUCUCCGGCCUGACCUGCACGCCCGACAACGCCACGGAGAAGUCCUUCAUCCAGUCCACCGCCGCGGUGCGGGGCAUCGCCGUGCUCCUCCCCGACACGUCGCCCCGCGGCCUCGACAUCGCCGGCGCCAACGACGCCUACGACUUUGGCGAGGCGGCCUCCUUCUACAUCGACGCCCAAAAGGCGCCCUACGCCGACAACUACAAGAUGGAGACGUACCUCGUCCGCGAGCUGCCGGGCCUCCUCGAGAGGGACUUUGCCGACAGGAUCGACUUCCAGCGCGUCUCCAUCACGGGCCACUCCAUGGGCGGCCACGGCGCCCUGACCCUGUACCUCAAGCACCCGGGCCUGUACAAGAGCGUCAGCGCCUUUGCGCCCAUUGCCAACCCGAGCAGGUGCCCCUGGGGCGAGAAGGCCUUCAAGGGCUACCUCGGCGACGACGUCGACGAGUGGAAGAAGCACGAUGCCACCGAGCUCGUCAAGGGCUGGAAGGGCCCCCUGAACGCCCUCAUUGAUGUUGGCACGGGCGACAACUUUUACAAGCAGGGCCAGCUCCUCCCGGAGAACUUCGAGGCCGCCGUCAAGGAGGCGGGUCUGUCCGGUCUGGAGCUGCGCUACCAAAAGGACUACGACCACUCAUACUUCUUCAUGGCCUCUUUCCAGCACGACCACGUUAACCACGCCGCCAAGUUCCUCGGCGUGUAG